AUGGUUCAUACAACGCCUUCUACAAAUGAAGCUUUACCAGUAUCGUCUUCGUUUUGUCAAAAAAUUGAUUUACAACAUCGUCAGUUCUUUUUUGACCGUGAACAAAUUAAUCUUGAGUCGCAUCAAUUAGUAUGGUUAGGUCCUUUGAUAACGUUGUCAGUUAAGACCGUUCGAAAAGUUAUCGAUUAUACGAAAGUCUUCGAUAAUGUGAAAGAAUGUUUAACAUACAUUGAAAAGAACAAAAUAUCAACAACAAUCUUUUUAGUUAUAGCAUCCAGUGAGCUAGGUAAACUUCUCAUUCCACAAAUUACUGAUUUUAACAAUAUUUGGUCUAUUAUUAUUUAUGAGGUUGACACGAGUCAUUCCGAAUGGAUCUCAAAUUAUCCAAAGGUAUGUUUGUACAGCUAUGGGAUAAGUGUCCAUACGCACUCUCUUUCACAUCCAAAUCAAUUAUUGUGUGAAUUGAAAGCAGACGUUUUAAAAUAUAAAAAAUAUGAAAAUAAUGGAAUGUUUAAUCCAUUCGAAAGAGAAGAAGAUAACUCAAUGGAUGAUGCUAAUGAAUCAUGGUGGAUAACUUAUACGGAUGUUUUAAUUUAUUUAUUAUAUCCAAAUGGAUUUUAUCAUAAACUCAUUGAUUCAUUAAGAAACUAUUACAAUGGUAAUGAUCCAAAAUUAAAAGUUCUUGAUAAAUUUGAGAAAGAAUAUAAGUCAGAUAAAGCUGUCUGGUGGUACACAAGCGGCACAUUUAUUUUUACUCUUUUCAAUCGCGCUCUUCGUCAGCAUAAUAUUGAAUUGAUAUUUCUCUUUGGUUUCUUUAUACAAGAUUUGUAUAAGCAAUUACAAACAGAAUAUGAAACAUUCAAGUCAAUCCAUUUAACAGAAUCAAGAAUGAAAGUCUAUCGCGGACAGAUAAUGUCACGCAAGGAAAUUAAUGAACUCGAUAGUAAUUUUAUCAUUGUCAAUAAUAGUUUACUUUCCACUUCUUCAGAUCGUGAACCGGCUCUUCUAUUUCUUCCAGAAUCUGAUCAGAUUGAAGACAGCAGUUAUGUACGUGUUCUAUUUGAACUUGAAAUUAAUAUUCAACGACAAUCACGCCCUUAUGCCGAUAUUAUACAUUUGAGUCAAUUUCCCCACGAAUCAGAGAUUUUAUUUAUGACUGGAACACCAUUUAGAAUAAUAGAACAAAAUGGUGUCACUUAUGAUGAAAACGAAAAAUUAUGGACUGUAAAAUUAGAAUUAACACGUGAUGAGUACUUGGUAGAUAACAGAAUCUUUGAAAGUUUGACAUGCAGUAGCCAUCGAUUAAAAAAGUCUUUAACUACCUUAUCUGAUAGUUUGCAAUUCGCAUCGAUCGAAAAUAUAAACUUAAUUUUCGACAACUUUUGUGAUUUACAUUCACAAGAAGAAAAAUGGAUUAAUGCACUUCGAUUUCAUUGUAUCGGUCGAUAUCAAUUUUGGCCUGCAAACAAUUUGACAGAAGCAUUAUCUUAUUAUCAUAAAGCAUUACAAAUUUGGAACAAUGAUUCAAGCUAUUGUUCAAUUAACAUUGGGCAAAUUUAUUAUGACAUUGCUCUCUGUUACAUACAGGAUGCAAUUAGAAAUUCAACAUUGGAAGAAGCACCAGCAGAACUUGAACAAAUUGAUAUUUAUGAAAGAUUGUCUGAGCUCUACAUGAAUACUGAUGAAAAUGUCAAAUCAAUACAAUACAAAGAAAGACAAGUCCAAUUCACAUUGAAAUAUUAUUCAUCAAUUGACGAGGAGAAAUGUGCUAUUAGUCUCAAUUCCUUAGGUUUUCUAUACAAAAAAAUCGCAGAAUACGAUAAUGCUUUGAUUAAUUAUGAAAAAGCUUUAACAAUUCUUUUAAAGUCAGUCAUCGGUCAUAAUUCAUGGUGGAUUAUUCGUAUCUG
Adineta ricciae is the source of this 1907-nucleotide messenger RNA. NCBI's taxonomy places the organism in Eukaryota, Metazoa, Rotifera, Eurotatoria, Adinetida, Adinetidae. The record is from the annotation of a GenBank genome assembly.